AUGUUCGCAAUCUGCUCGACAACUGUCUUCAACAAGUUCAGCAAGGACCAUCACUGUAUCAGGUUUUAUCGCAGCAUCUGCACCUUCUUCGCAGACCCGGAGUUUCAUGAAGAAGCAGAGGAGCUUCUCAGAUGGUGGAACUGUCGUAUCUUCCCAGAGAAUCACAGUGCUACACAGCAUACGGGCAACCAUCACCUCGAGAAGCUCAAAUGCACGAAGGCGGCGAGUGUCGGUCUGGCAGCAGCAGCGCCCUCCACUCUGGUGCUGCCUUCCAUUAUGGUGGUUGGAGCUGUCGUGAAUCAGGCGGCGGUGACGGCACGAUCUCCUUCCACUUACGCGCAGGACAUGGCGCAUUUGAAUUGCCUAAGCAUUGCAGCUGCAGAAGCUCGUGCUGCGUUAGCGGAGGCGGAGGCAGCAAAGGCGGCAGCGGAAGCUCGCGCGUUAGUGGAGGCGGAGGCAGCAAAGGCGGCGGCGGAAGCUCGCGCUGCCCAAGCAGUAGGCGGCCAGUAA
Molecule: messenger RNA, 510 nt
Organism: Sparassis crispa
Lineage: Eukaryota; Fungi; Basidiomycota; Agaricomycetes; Polyporales; Sparassidaceae
Exons: 2
Coding region: 1-510 (169 amino acids)
Source: RefSeq, a predicted model, not a curated record